AAGUCGCGUCUCCUAGUAGUCAUAAAAUUAAGUACUGGAAUCAAAGUUUGUGGUUUAAAAUUCUUGUGUUGUUUAAUUCUUAUGUAAAUCAAGUUCUAGGAAGUCAAUAAUAAUUUCAACACGGAAUCACCGUCACCGGCGGCUGUUGCGUUGCUGCCUGCAGCACAGCGAGUGAAGCUGUAUGCCAUCCUAAAUAUCUAAUACCCGGCCACACUUAAUUGUUUUUCAUCUCCAUCCGAUCAACUUCCUGCCAUCCAUCCAUUAGUGAUAAUUCCCUCCUCCUCCUCGGACGAGUCAAAAUUUACUGCAAUUAUUAGUACCAUCGAUCAAAAUCUUGGUCCAAAGAAGAAAUCGACAGCCAGCCAGCCAGCCAGACAGGGAACUAGUGAAAAAAAAAAUGGAGACGCUAAUGGAAGACGAAGAGUACAAUUGGAGAGAAGUUAAGCUUCCGUCGCUGCUACCGAUUGUAGGGGAGCCGGAAUUGGAGAGGGAGCAGGGGGACAGACGAAGGGGUCGGGACAUCUUGAUCGCUGUGGAUCACGGGCCCAACAGCAAGCACGCCUUUGAUUGGGCCGUUGCUCAUUUCUGCCGUCUCGCCGAUACCAUCCAUCUCCUCCACGUCGUCUCCAGCUUGGAGAAUCAGAUCGUGUAUGAGAUGACUCAGACACUAAUGGAGAAGCUUUGUGUAGAGGCCUUUCAGGUUGCCAUGGUGAAAUCGUUUGCUAGAAUUGCGGAAGGAGAUGCAGGUAAGGUUAUCUGUAGGGAAGCUGAAAGGUUGAAGCCUGCAGCCGUUGUCAUGGGUACCAGGGGUCGAGGCAUAAUUCAGAGUGUAUUGCAGGGAAGUGUGAGUGAGUUCUGCUUUCACCACUGUAAAGUAGCACCCAUAAUUAUAGUUCCUGGAAAAGAGGCUGGGAAUGAAACUGUGGUUUAGUUGAAAUUGGGCUGCAUAAGCAACUUGGGUCUGAAGAUCGUCCACCAGUGGGAGUCAUUUAACAUGUUAUUGAUAACAACAGCUGUUUAAGGCAGGAUUCAUUUCAUUCGACGUGAGUGUGUUGAUGAUAGUUUCGUAUCAUGUGUAUGGUUGUUUGAUCAGUCUUGAAGAUUUCGUUAUACUUUCAGAUGCUAUUAUUUGAUCAUGUGAAACGUUCACUGUAUAUACGUAGUGAGUUUGUUGUUGACCUUUUUAAACUAGGAUUGCAGUUGUUUUAUGGAAAUUGCCGUUAACCAUAUCAGCCGUUCUAAUUUACACUGUUGUAGAUUGUGGUCCUUUGGAACAGGCGAAGUAAGAAUGCUGGCUAUUUUGUGCUGAA
Molecule: messenger RNA, 1310 nt
Organism: Coffea arabica (coffee)
Lineage: Eukaryota; Viridiplantae; Streptophyta; Magnoliopsida; Gentianales; Rubiaceae
Source: RefSeq, a predicted model, not a curated record